Messenger RNA from Rhagoletis pomonella (apple maggot), 774 nucleotides. Its product is annotated as ryanodine receptor-like. The record is from RefSeq and is a predicted model, not a curated record. The annotation marks the transcript as partial. Gene Ontology annotation, biological process: calcium ion transport. Lineage: Eukaryota; Metazoa; Arthropoda; Insecta; Diptera; Tephritidae. The transcript has 3 exons. Gene Ontology annotation, cellular component: sarcolemma; calcium channel complex; sarcoplasmic reticulum membrane. Gene Ontology annotation, molecular function: ryanodine-sensitive calcium-release channel activity.
CUUUGCAACAAAGAGUACAUUCCAAGUGCGGGUGCAGGUCUUGGCGUGGGCUCGGAAGGCGCUGCAGGCGAAAAGAACAUGCACGAUGCUGAAUUCACGUGUGCUCUAUUCCGCUUCAUUCAACUUACAUGCGAAGGCCACAACUUGGACUGGCAGAACUAUCUACGCACACAAGCAGGUAACACUACCACAGUGAACGUGGUAAUAUGUACUGUGGAUUACUUGCUACGACUGCAAGAAUCAAUAAUGGAUUUCUACUGGCACUAUUCGAGUAAAGAGAUCAUUGAUCCUGCUGGAAAGGCAAACUUUUUCAAAGCGAUUGGGGUAGCAAGUCAAGUAUUCAACACGCUGACGGAAGUGAUUCAAGGCCCGUGUACAUUAAAUCAACAAGCUUUAGCGCACUCCCGUCUUUGGGACGCUGUUGGUGGUUUUCUUUUUCUCUUUUCACACAUGCAAGAAAAGUUAUCAAAGCACUCUAGUCAAGUGGACUUGCUGAAAGAACUGUUAAAUUUGCAGAAGGACAUGAUUACGAUGAUGCUUUCUAUGCUUGAAGGAAACGUUGUUAAUGGUACUAUUGGAAAACAGAUGGUAGAUACACUGGUUGAGUCAGCAGGCAAUGUUGAAUUGAUUUUAAAAUACUUCGAUAUGUUUUUGAAACUGAAGGAUUUGAUUGAGUCUCCAAGCUUUGCGGAAAUCGACCUAAAAAAUGAAGGUUGGGUAACUCCAAAGGACUUCCGAGAUAAAAUGGAGCAGUCGAAGAAUUACACACCGUAA